This is a messenger RNA of Zingiber officinale, 1367 nucleotides long. RefSeq names its product mitochondrial uncoupling protein 1-like. Gene Ontology annotation, molecular function: oxidative phosphorylation uncoupler activity. The transcript has 9 exons. Bases 205 to 1110 code for a protein of 301 amino acids. NCBI's taxonomy places the organism in Eukaryota, Viridiplantae, Streptophyta, Magnoliopsida, Zingiberales, Zingiberaceae. Gene Ontology annotation, biological process: mitochondrial transmembrane transport; mitochondrial transport. The record is from RefSeq and is a predicted model, not a curated record. Gene Ontology annotation, cellular component: mitochondrial membrane.
UCGAACGCGAUGCGACUACGAUCGACAUCGGAACUACCUGCGAUCCGGUGCGGAAGUGGCCCUUUUUAAUCGCCUCUGCCCGGAAGGAGGGAGAGCAAGUAGUCGCCGCCGAUUCCUUCGCUUCGCUUCUUUGAGAUCCCCAAUCCUCGUCGUUAACUCUCUCUUUCUGAUCCCCCCUUCGCCAGUAGCGGAUCUCGGUUCGCGAUGGCGGAGAGGACCGAGAUCUCGUUCGCCGGCAGACUGGCCAGCAGCGCCAUUGCCGCCUGCGUCGCCGAGAUUUCCACGCUUCCUUUGGAUACUGCAAAAGUCAGGCUUCAACUACAGAAGAAAGCAUCAUCAGGGGAUGCAAUGAGUACUUCUAGAUAUAGGGGAAUGUUAGGGACUGUAAUAACAAUACUUAGUGAGGAAGGUUUAGUAGCAUUAUGGAAAGGCCUGGUGCCCGGGCUUCAUCGUCAAUGCAUUUUCGGUGGGUUGAGGAUUGGGUUGUAUGAACCUGUGAAAGCCUUUUAUGUUGGUGAUAGUUUUGUUGGAGAUAUUCCUUUGUUCAAGAAAAUUCUUGCUGGUCUUACAACUGGUGCUCUGGGAAUCACCAUUGCAAAUCCAACUGAUCUUGUAAAAGUACGCCUCCAAGUCGAAGGGAAACUUCCACCUGGUGUACCAAGGCGUUAUUUAGGAGCAUUGGAUGCUUAUGUCAAAAUAAUCAAACAGGAAGGACUUGGGGCUCUGUGGACUGGUGUUGGUCCUAAUAUUGUACGAAAUGCUAUUGUUAAUGCUGCUGAAUUAGCCAGCUAUGAUCAAAUAAAACAGAUGAUCUUGAGAAUCCCUGGAUUUUCAGAUGACAUUUUCACCCAUCUUUUAGCUGGUUUGGCUGCUGGGUUUUUUGCUGUUUGUGUUGGUUCUCCUGUUGACGUGGUCAAGUCGAGAAUGAUGGGGGAUCCAUCCUAUAAAAACACACUCGAUUGCUUCAUCAAGACACUUAAAAAUGAAGGACCUCUAGCUUUUUAUAAAGGAUUCAUUCCAAAUUUUGCCCGGCUUGGAUCCUGGAAUGUGAUAAUGUUCUUGACACUGGAGCAGGUAUCAAAGGUUUUUGUAAGCCAAGUGCCCUUUUGAUGUUGCAAGAAAGGACACCUCAUUAUCUCUUAAUUGCUCACCUUUCGGAUUCUACACUGGAAAUUGAGGAAUACUUAGUGGCAGAUGUGAUUGUUAGUGAAAAACCUGCUAUACAAAUAUAUUCAUUGUUCGUGUUAAUUUAUUGCCACAUUUAUCUCCUUUUAUUUCCUGAAAUCGUUGAACUCUAUUAUUUCAGUGUGUAAUAAUUAGAAAUUUGCCGAUAAUAUAACAUUUUGUAUUAGAUAAGUUAAAAAUAA